This is a messenger RNA of Trichomonas vaginalis G3, 2166 nucleotides long. RefSeq lists its product as uncharacterized. The transcript has a single exon. The record is from RefSeq and is a predicted model, not a curated record. Lineage: Eukaryota; Parabasalia; Trichomonadida; Trichomonadidae. The coding region runs from base 1 to 2166 and encodes 721 amino acids.
AUGGAGUUCUCAUUAGAUAAUUUUGAUAUUCCUGAAACAUACAAAGCUGAGCUCCUUGAAAGGCAAAAGAGAGUUGAACUUGUAAAUCAAAUAAACCCACAAAAUUAUAAAGAAAUUCAUCAACAACUAAUUCCACUAUUUCCACAGCUUCCCCAACAAGUUAUGGGAUUCUGCGAAUUGUUUAUUGUUGUAUCAAAGACAAAAUCUCAUGUAUUGUAUUAUUCAAUGUGGGUUUUAUGCCAAUUGCUUCAAACACUACCUCCAAACUCACGUCCAAUGCCUCAAGAUGUUCUUGAUUCAAGUACAGAAAUAUUCUCUUACUUCGUUAAAUUUGGAAUUUUUUCAACAGCCGAAUAUCGUCAAAAUUUCGAAGAUAUAUGCACACGCGGCCAAUCAUCUGUUAUCAGCUCUCUCAUUAUCGUUAGCUCAGUAUUCGAUAAACAAGAUAUUCUUAACUUUUACUUAGCAUUUGACAGCAAGCCAACCACAGAUUAUUAUCUUACAAACUGGGGAACAAUGGGAAGCUUGAGAUCUACAAAUCCAACAGCUUUGCUCGAUGAAACCCGUGAAGAAGAAGAUAAACCAGAGUUAUCGAAAAUUAAUAACUUCUUAGAUCUUGCUGCUGAUAAUUUCAAGGAAGUUUCAUCAAUUCUCGAAUGCAAAUGCAAAACAAACAACAUUUUGGCAGCUCUUUUAAAUGAUGAUAUUGAUUGGUUCAUUAAACACUGCAAUAGUGAAAAUCCAGUUCUUGGAAACCAUAAAUACGAGUUUUUGAAUAGAUAUUACGGUAUCGAACCAACAUCUCAAGUUAAUUUGAUUGCCGCCAUGUUUAAUUCACCAAAGAUCCUUUCAUACUUGAUUUCUCGUGGAAAACCUGAUCAUAAAUUGAUUCAGCUUGCAAUUAUCGUUGCUAUCAAUGGAGAUUUAGAAAAUCUUAAGCUAAUUGCUUCAAAGAUCCAACUUCCAUCAGAUGUAUUGCUUUAUUCAUUACCAACAACGAGCAUUCCAUGCUUAGAAUUCCUUGCAGAAAAUGUUUUAGGCAGAAGAAUGGUAUUUUGCACUCAAGACUUAAUGAUUGACCAAAAAUAUACAUAUCCACCUCUUUCUAUGGCCUACAUCGUCCAGAAAAUGAACAUUUCUAUUAAUUUCUUCCAAUGUUGGAUAUCAGAAUCCUCAUUAGAAGACUUAUUCAGCUUGUACUUACUCCAUCAUGGCGCUGUAUCCAUUGCUCAUUCAGAUCUACACACAACUAUUGACUUUUUGCUCAAUCGCGGCCGUGAUGAUGUAAUUAAAGCUUUUCUUCAGCGAUCGAACUUGGAACACCUAUGGACAAAGCUUGUACUUAGGCUAGAGCCACCGAAUGAUAUCAGAUUGAUCCAAAUUGUCAAAGAAAUUAUGGGAGAAAUUCCAAUGAGAAGUUUAAUCACUGUUUUCGCCCAAGCAAUACAAACAAGGUCCGAAUCACAAGUCAGAGCCUUAGUUACAUGCGGCGGAAACGAUUUUCUCGAAGAAAUUGUGACGACCACCGGACUAACCGUUCUAAACUUGAUCGCUUUCAACUCAGAUCCAUCAAUUAUGAGUACGAUCAUCAGGAGAGGCGGUGCAGAUAUUAAUAAUACAAAACAUCCAGGACUUGCAGCUCCGAUCCACUUUGCAGCCUGUAGGGACGAUCCUGGCAUGGUUACUGCAUUGCUGGCAUUCCAUGGCCUCGAUUUGAAUCGAUAUGACGGUUAUAAUCGAACUCCGUUAGAUAUUGCCUACAAUCCAAAGGUUGCACAAGUAAUUUACAACAAUGGAGGCCGUUAUGGAACAAGGCCAAGGUUGGAUAAGUACAAUGAAAGAGAUUUCAUUAGAUCUAAUAUUUUAAUGAAGAUUUCGACUUCACUUGGGCCACUUUCCAAGUUUAACGCACUUUUAAUGAAUCCAAGAAUAGAAACACAGUUCAGAGUGGCUCUUGCAGUGAAUAAUGGCGGUAUGAAAUUUUCAAAUCUUCCUGGCGGAGAUUGCAAGUUUGCAACAAGAACUGUACCAAUCAUUAGAGGUCCUUAUAGAUUUGGUGACCUCGGGGCUGAUGCUGGCAACGUAUAUAACUAUAAUUUAGUCAAGGAAUCGAGUUACGGAGGAUAUGGAACAAUUGGUGGCAGAAAAGUUAAUCAUCACGAUUGA